Molecule: messenger RNA, 978 nt
Organism: Trichoderma reesei QM6a
Lineage: Eukaryota; Fungi; Ascomycota; Sordariomycetes; Hypocreales; Hypocreaceae
Exons: 2
Coding region: 16-978 (320 amino acids)
Molecular function (GO): acyltransferase activity, transferring groups other than amino-acyl groups
Source: RefSeq, a predicted model, not a curated record
UAGCCGAUAGCGAGAAUGCCUGUUAUUGCGAGCAAGCCUGACUUCAUUAUUCAGUCGGCGUCCUCCCUGAAUCAAGUGAAAGACCUCUGGUGGAGUCGCAUGCGAGAUUUAGGAUGGAAUCGCGAUGAACUGGAUGCGAAUACUCACUUCACAGUCGCCCGGCACGGCGAGGACUGGCUUUUACUGGUCCCAACAGGUUCAAUCGAGCCUUCAGGAAUGGUCAUUGGUUUCACGUAUCCAAACCAGACUGGAUGGGUCGGCUUCUUCAUCCUGAAUGAAGGGUAUCGGGGAAGAGGCUGGGGUGCGGCUUUAUUCAAAGCAAUGCUUGACACAUACCAAAAGAAUGGCAUCCAUACGGUCGGCUUAGACGCGGUACAGGAGCAGGUCAACACAUAUGCAAGGCGAGGAUUCGUUGAGGCGGCCAGAAUCAAGCUCAUGACGCGCGUCUCGGCACAUGAGGUUCCGAUCAGCUAUGCAGACAAACAGCCAAAGCAGGGUCAUAGAGUGACUGAUAUAAGGGAAGUUGAUGCGCGCGCCAUGGCGAGUCUGGAUCACGCGCACACGGGACUCUAUCGCCCAGCCCUGUGGACGGAAGAGGCCUUAUUCUCCCGCCCCGAUGCAUUUGGCUUUGCCAUACUCUCGGAAGCUUCAGACGAUCUUCAGGGACUCAUACUAAUUCGUCGGUGUGAGCAUGGGCAUCGAGUUGGUCCCUUGAUAGCGGAUUGCACGGAACAUGCUUCUCUGCUACUUCAACUGGCCAUGUCACAUCAGAGCAUAUUGACGUCAACUGGAAGCCUCAUUGCAGAAACGUUUGGGCCGAACGAGCACGCUGCACGGGUGUUCUCGGACUUGGGUUGGCAAUGGGCUGGUCUAGAUUACCAUAGAAUGUGGCUCCAAGGUCGAGUGCCUAUCGAGCAGCAGGAGGGUGGAAAGGGCCCGAGGGGUAUGUUUGCAGUCUUCGAUGCCGGUCAAGGUUAA